UACAUGUACAUCUAGGUCAAGUUGCUGUUGGAGUUCACCUAAAUACUUGUUUCAGAAUUUAUUUGUUUCAGGAAUUACGCAGGAGCCCAUAAAGAGAGGCUUUGAUUUUUUAAUAACUUUUUGACAGUUGUGUGGUUUAUGUGGGUGGUUGGUAUUUUAAUUAUUCUAUUUUUUUACCUAGCCUGCUAUAUAAAGCGGUGGUGGCAGUGCAGCCUGAUUCAUUGUCUAAAAAUUCUUGACUGUUGUCAAAGAUAGUUCUAACUUAUAGUGGUCAACUGCUAUUCAAGCACUGUCUUGUAGUUAUCUAUAGAGAGUUCAACUCAACAGUUUUGAAAUUUGAAUCAUGGCAGAGCUAGUUCAACCUGAUUCUAAGAAGCCAGUUGGAUGGGUAAAAAAAGUAGGUGGUGCAUUUUCAAAGGCUGGAAGAGCUGUUGUAAAUGUUCCACAGCAAUUGUUAGAUUUGCAAAGAGAUGCAAGUAAAGCUCUUGAGUCUCUAUUGAGGAGAGCCUGGGCACAUCAAAGGGAAUUGAGGAUACUCGUCACUGGAAAGACAGGUCAAGGAAAGUCUACCCUCAUCAAUGGCAUUCUUGGUGCUCAUGUUGCUGUUGAAGGAGCUGGUGCCAAGAGAUGUACAACACAAGUUGAAAUGUUUUCAAAAACCAUCAAAGGUGUUCCAAUCAAAGUCUUUGAUUCUCCUGGCUUACAAGAUCGCACAGCAAAUGAAGAGGAGUACAUACAAGGAAUGAGAGAAACAUGCCAAGAGCUUAGUUUAGUCCUCUACUGCACUAAGAUGAUUAACACUCGACUAACUGAUGAUGACAAGAAUGCUAUGGUUAAGCUAACAAAAGCUUUUGGAGAAAGUUUCUGGAACUAUUCUGUGUUUGUCCUCACUUUUGCUAACCUUGAAAAUGUUGCAAGAAAAGAUGACAGAGAUGCUGAUGAGGAAGAACCAGAUGAUGAUGAUGAUGAGGGAUGGAAAGAAUUAGAAAAAAGAAGAUUCAUGAGACGGUUGGAGUUAUGGAAGAAAGAGCUACAAAAUUUCCUCAUCAAUGAAGUAGGAGUGAGUAAAAAGAUUGCUACAAGAAUUCCUGUCGUACCAACUGGAGACAACAAAAAAAACCGAAAAAGCAAGGAGUUUCUCCGUCUUCCUGACCGUGACAACUGGUUUAACAAUUUUUGGGAAGCAUGCUGCCUUCGAGUUAAAGAAACACGUCUUUUCCUUCAAAUAAACAGCGAUCGUAUGGUUGCAAAAGAUGAGGGUGAUAAUGAUGAUCCUGAUGAUGAAGAAGAAGAUGAUGACGAUAAUGAAGAACCUUCUAAAGCCUUGUCACCAGAAGAAGAGAAAAAGGACCUUGAAGAAAAAUUGGAGACAAUUAAAGGAUUCGAAACUGCUCGUAAUAGUAUCAUAAAACUUCAGCAGCAAUCAAAAGAAGAAAGGAAGACUCCAGAACCUAUGAAACCUAGGCCUUUAUCAAAUUAUCAAGUACAACAUAAUCCAACAAAGAAGAAAGAAGUACCGAAUAAGAUGACUAGGACAAGAGGUGCUUCAGAACCUGAUGAACCCCCACAGCUAGCAGUUUCAAAUGGUUAUUCAACACCCAGAAAUAAGACUCCUCCACCAACUGUUUCUCCAAAACCAGUUCGUCGAAAAAUGAAAGAAAGUAGCUAUGGAUUACCUACAAUUCCAAUGGAUGCCUUAAAGCCAGGAGCUACCUAUAUAAAGCCAAUGCCUCCUCCAUCCCCUUCAAAGGGUUCCCCAAAUCAUUCCCCAACUCCUGCAAGGAUAACAAAAGAAGCAUCCCCUCCCUCUUCUCCUCCUCUAUUGCAGCUACAAUCCAUAUCACAAAAUGGAGUACCCAUAGUUGAUGCAGUUCAGCCCAGUGAGCCCGCAGUUUCUGUUAGUAAAUCCGUUCAAGUCACUAAUCAUCUUGUGAACCAAGAUAUUCACAUUCAUCCCACUCUUGUCAAGGAGGUUGCCGUUGAGACCGUCAGAAGAGGUUUCGGUGAAUCUGUUGCUGAUGCAUGUAGAGCAGCUUUUGAUACCGUGAUUAAAAAACCAUCAAAAUGGUUUGUAGGAUUGUUUAAAAAAAAGAAGAAGUAGCAGCCUAAAAAUAAUGACUAUUAUGAAUUUGCUAAUUUAUGCUAUUAAUUCUUAAUGAUAAGUGCUUUUUGUUACUUUUAUUUAAAGUAAAUCUAUAAAACA
Molecule: messenger RNA, 2203 nt
Organism: Amphimedon queenslandica
Lineage: Eukaryota; Metazoa; Porifera; Demospongiae; Haplosclerida; Niphatidae
Exons: 12
Coding region: 344-2101 (585 amino acids)
Molecular function (GO): GTP binding
Source: RefSeq, a predicted model, not a curated record